This is a messenger RNA of Rotaria sp. Silwood1, 1131 nucleotides long. Lineage: Eukaryota; Metazoa; Rotifera; Eurotatoria; Philodinida; Philodinidae. The record is from the annotation of a GenBank genome assembly.
AUGAAUUUAACAAAUGAUUCUGGUGAAUAUGAUAAUGAUAAAAAUACAUCAAGUGAUGAAGAUGAAGAUAAUAAUAAAACAUUUGAUAAUCCACCAUCAAUACUUAUAGAAAAUUUUCUUUCUGAUAAUAAUGAUAAUGAAGAAAUCGAUAGUUGUGUUAUUGAUGAUGAUGAUGACGAUGGUGAUGAUGAUGAUGAUGAUUAUGAUGAUGAUGAUGAUGGAAGUGAUAUUGAAAAUCAUUUUUAUUCAAAAAAACAAAUACCAACACAAAAUCGUCUUUGUUCAUUAUUACGGCAAUCAAAUCGUCUUGUUGAAUUAAAAUUAAAUAUAUUUCAUAAACGUUUACUAAAUAAUCAAAAUCAAUCAUUACGACAUGCACUUUCGGAUAGUGAUAUGUCUAAACGAUCUUAUCAUUAUCAAAAUAAUCAACAAGAACAAGAUCAACAACAAUCAACACUUGUUCCCUCAUUAUCAUCAAAUCAUUUUUAUUUUCCAACUAAUCGUUCACAUCGUCUUUAUUUACCCUCAUCAUAUCUAUACGAGUUACAAACACAGAUAACUAAUUGGUUACAAGCAAGUACAUAUCUAAUUGAUUCAAUAUCAACAUCAACCUAUCAUCGACGAUGUUGGUCUCAACUUUUAUUAACAUAUUUUAUUGAAAGAGGUUAUAUUAAUCUCGAAUUUAUUCGUUGUACACAUUCAGUAUCAUUACUAACAGUUGAACAAGAUUCAUGUUCAGUACAUAAACAUGGAUGUGUACCGGAAGAAGAUGCAUAUAAAUUAUGUUCAAUAUUACAAAAAGGUUCACGGUUUACUAUAAAUUCAAUUAUAUUUGAUCAUAUACGUCGUAUUAUUGUUAUAAAAAGUUUACAAGAAGUGCCUAAUGAUAAUUCAAAUUUACAACAGAUCUAUGUUAAACAAUUAAAAGGUCUUAAACAAUCUUUAAUGCAUCAACAAUCAUCCGUAAUGAAUAUAAAUAAUAAUAAUCGAAUAAUUAGUGUUGCAUCAAUAUAUUCAAAACUUCUUUUAUUUUUAUCAAGUCUUUAUUCAAUUAAAGCCGAAACGAUGCAAAUACUUUUUUGUCAACAUCUUCUACACAAUCCGACCUAUUCCUAUCUUGUUAGUUCAUGA